AUGAUAAAAAAUUAUUAUAAACAGUCUAGGUAAUAAUCAUACUUAUAAACCUAAAAAAAAGCUUCAGAAUUUAAUUGCAAUUAAAAAUCUAAAUCAAAAUCUCCAGGUCCUAUUAGGUAAAAGAAUUAACCAAAAUAAUCUAAUUCAAAUAUUAAAUCAAAAUAUAAAAUGGCAACAGGAGAGUUAAAAUAUUUUUAGGAAUGCUUUCCAGAUGAAUAUACAAUAUUUUCAAUAAAUAAUGAAAUUUACUUUUAAAAGGAUAUUAUUAAUUGUAAGUAGAAGGAUUCACAACUUAAUACAACUUUAGAAGGUUCAUCAGAUGAGGAUCAAACUAAACUGUAAGAAUUCACUCUCUAGACAUCAUUCAAUCCUGCAAACUUUACUUAGUAUCAGUAUAGCUCUCGUUUUGCUUAUUCUAAUAGAGAAAAAAUAUUCGAAGAGAGAAAAACAUCUUUAAGUAGUUCUUAAAAAAUAUUUAGGUCCUUUGUAACGAAGCUUAUACAGUAGACACAAUAGUUAAUUACAAAGUAGCAAAAGGAAAAUAUUUGAUUGA
Molecule: messenger RNA, 553 nt
Organism: Paramecium pentaurelia
Lineage: Eukaryota; Ciliophora; Oligohymenophorea; Peniculida; Parameciidae
Source: the annotation of a GenBank genome assembly